CUCGUGCCACAACGACUCCUGUUGGCUUGUCAGCUGCACGAGACGCGCGGCAUAUUGUGAGAUAUGAAAACUGUCAGUUAACGUCGGUUGUGUUGAACGCGACCGUCCGUCCGUCCGUAGUGCGGAGAGGAACCGGAGAGGAACCGGAGAGGAGCGGUGUGAGAGCCGGUCCCCGCUCUCUGUGUGUGUGUGUGUGUGUGUGUGUGUGUGUGUGUGUGUGUGUGUGUGUGUGUGUGUGGCGCCCUUUGUAACGUUAACUCUGUGAAGUGAAUGACUGUGUGUGUUACUAGUUUCUUCACUCCAGCUAUUGACUUCCAUGACUCAAGGAACUGUCUGAUUCUGGAUCUGUCAGGCAGGAGUAGGACAGGCCCAGGCAGAAAGAGAUGAGCUGGGCUGAGGAGGAUUGGACAGUAGGGCUGUCUGGACGGGUCCUGCAAAAGGUGAAGGAGCUGCAGGUCCAUCAGGAGCGACUGUCCAGAGAGAACAAGCAGAAACAGCUGCAGCUGGACAACAUCCAAACUAGCCUUGAGAAACAGACUGGGAAGUAUGAGGAGGUGCGUGGGGAGCUCCAGUCUGUGCAGAGAGAGCUCCAGAGUGUUCGCGAUGAGGCCAAGGCAGCGGUGACCAGCAGGGAGCGUCUGACCCAGGAGCUUCAGACCAAGCAGGCCCAAGUAUGCGCUUUCGAGGGCCAGCUAGAUGCUUCUCGUUCCCUCAACAACAAACUCACCCAGGAAGUCAAAAGGCUGGAGGCAGAGCUGGAGAAGCUGCAGAACAGCAGCCGGUCAGCAGAUACCACUCUGUUUUCGACACCCUGCUGGAAUACAACCUCACCCUGGGAACAUAAUGGGAGCAGAAAGGAGGAGAGGCCUGGGCAUAGAGAUGAAGGACAGAGUCGGGCGCCUAACAUCCGACAACGGCUCCAGUUCUCAGAAGUGGCCACAGCCUCGUUACCACGACAACAACACAGAAACACACCGCACCGCCAUCCAUCUGACCAAUCAGACUCCUUCUCCACUCCCAUGGCUGCGUUUCCAUGGGAACGGGAUGAUUUGAAGCCAACAGCCAAGAGACGAUCCCCGCCCUCUCCCCAGACGCCCUGCACUGAGGUCGUCAGUCAAGGCCAGUCUGAGCAGGGGGUUUGCUCGAAGGAGAAGGACUACAGGGCAGAGACAGACAUAUCUGUAUCGGCAUUGCGGAGUCGUGUAUCUGCUCUGGAGGAGGAGCUGUGUGCGAAGGCUGGGACGUUGAAGUCGGUUCAGAAUGAAAUGGUGCAAAGCAAGAAGGAGCUCGCUGCCAGGGAGCUCAACAUUCAGAGAGCCCGUGACGAACUGACUCUGGCACACACACGCAUGGCCCAGGAGAGUGAACGGGCAUCAGGAGCUGAGCAAAGGCUGAAGCAGCUACAAGAGGAGCUGAAGUGUCAGCGGCAGAAUGCAGAGAGCAUCCGACUGCAACAACAACAACGCUCUAAGGAGCUGGAGAAACAACACCAGAGGGAUUUAACAGAGCUUCAGAAGGAGAGGCAGUGUCUGGAGAAGCAGCAUCAGCAGGAGGUGAAUAAGCUCAACCAGGAGCUCCAGCAGGCCAGGACGCUCCACAACGCCCUGCAGGCCCAGGUGGACAAGUUGUCUCUGCAGAAGCAGACAUUGGACAAAGAGUUGGACAAUCUGAAAGAGAAACUGAAGUGGACGGAGGGACAGCUACAGGAGAGCCAGAAGAAAGAGGCCCAGACACAAGCCAAACUGACGGAAGCCUUGCGUGAGGCGGAGGGUGUGGCAGUGAGUCUGGAGCAGAGCAGGAAGAAAGAGCAAGCUCUGGAACAGGAGGGGAGGAGACUGGCAGAGGAGCUAGCCGACACCCUUCGUCUAGUCAAAGAACUGCAGCAGGAACAAAAAGCUGCCCCACCACCCGUUCUACAACCUGUCCAGUUUUGCCCUGUUGGACAGAGUUUCUCCUCUCAACCUUCUUACUCUCGAACACCACCUAACAUCAAGAGGCCCACUGCUGCCACCCUUGCUGAGCAGAAGAGCAAAGAAGAAGUGGGUAAGAGAGGGGCAGAGAAUGCAGCGUCUUACCCCUCUGACAGAGAGCCGGGAGAAGGCAUUGACUCAGAACACAUUACUGUCCUUGUCCCCCCAGUCUCUGAGUGUGUGCAAAAGGGAGGACACAGAAGAAACAGCAACGAGGAGGAGAACAAGAGUAGAAAUGAGGCAAUAGAGAGUGACACCUCUGGGCCAAACAAACACUCCACAUUUGAUCAUGUACUCUCUAGUUCCUCUCACCCUACUUCUGGUACACCCACCAACACCUUUAUGGAUGGUGAUCAUUGCACUUUGAUGCUUUCUGAUGAAAAGACAACUUCUCUCCAGGUAGAGCAGGACAAGGCCUUUGAAGAACUCAAGAGAGAGAAUGCCACUCUGCAUUCAGAGCUGCAUGAUGCACGUGAAGAACUACAGAAACGACUUGAGGACCUGGAAGCCCAACGACGGGCCGAGGCAGAAGCCAGGACCCGGCUCAAACAGCUCAGCCGGAAACAUUCCAGCCGGUCUGUGGAGAAGGAGGAGCAGGACAAGGAAUGGAAGGCACAGCUGGAGACUGAGAAGGCUGAGACAGAGAGGUUGAGGAAGGCUGUGGCCGCUUUGGAGUCAGAGAUGAAGAGAGGAAGGGAGGAAAGAGAAAAUAAUGAGAGAGAGGAGCAGGAGGAGGACAAAAACAAGGCACUAGAAGACCGGGAGAGUGAAAUGAUAGAGCUAAAUAUCCAGCUAAAGAAACAGCUAGCGGAGGUAAAGGCCCAGCUUGCUUUAGAACGAGAAGAGAGAAAGAGAGAGGAAGAGGAGAAGAACCGAAUAACAAACACAGACAUAGAUGUAAAGAAGGAGCUGAACACAAAACUAGAAGAACUUCAAGCUGAAUUGGAAGAACUAAAGCGCAGUAGAAAAGAAGACUCGCUGGAAGAAGAGAAACUCUCAGUUGCCAACAGCCCGCUAACAUACCUGACUCUCCAUGAUGAUGAGCUCAACUCCAACAUGGUUUGCUGCAACAACAAGCCCAUCCCUUCGCCAGAGCAGCACCUCCUCUUCUGCCAGUCCACCAACCAACGCAACAUGCUUGUAUUUCAGGCAACAGCAGAUCUCAUCCAGCAAGAGCGAACUGUGAUAGAUCCUGAACGCUUACCUCUAUCAGAUGAGGGGCAAACGGGUCGUGUGGCCUCUGAGCUCGAAGACACCAGACAAAACUAUCUGGUUGGGUGUUCCCGCUCAGACCACAAACAGACACUUUCUGAGGUCCAGAAGGAUGAGCCGGCCUUCUCAAAUUUGGCUAAAGAGGUAGAAUGCCUGCAGAAGGAAAAUGCAAAGGAGACAGAACGUGCUAACCAGUACCAGGUUAAACUGGAGGCCCUACAGAGUCAGGUGACACGUCAGACCCAGCAGCUAACCAUGGCCUUUGAGAACCAGAGUCAGCACAUCUCUGGCCUUCUAGCUGAGCUGCAAGAGAAAGAAAGUGCCCUCCUCAGCCAGGGAGUGGAACUGCAGCGCUACAAGCAAGAGCUGGAUGCACUCAAGGCCCAAAAAGAGGGAAAGGAGAUGACAGGUACUGAGGGACAGGAUGGAGAACAAAAAGAAGAGGCACAAGAGGAGAGGUCAGUGGAGAUCUCAGGGCUUCAACUAAACCAGGAAAAGAAGUGUGCUGUCUCAUUCCUCACUAAAGAUUCACUGGCUGACAGUGGCUCUAAUGCUGAGAGAGAUGCAGGUGAACCAGAGACCGUGAUAUCUAAUGCUGAAAGACCAACAGUUAUUAGUGACAAUGAUCCACUGUGGUUAGGGGAACAGCAUUCAGGUUCUGUACACUCAGACAAGACUCAGAGUAACCAUGACUCGGCUUGUGUCAUGGGAGAGACGGAGUAUGGUCAAGGUGGAGGAACAGCAGACCUGGUUGCAGAACUGCUCACUCUCCGACAGGAGAAUCAGCUGCUGAAACAAAAAGUGUUGAACUUGACUGACUCGGACACCAGCACCCCAGUGUUUCACACUGACAGUGAAAACCAAGAUGACCCAGUCAACCAAAGCCGUAAGACAGGAAGUGCUUCUCUGUCCUGCUUGGUGGAGCAGAGGUCAUCUAGUGUGCGGAAUGACAUCCCUGCUGAUGCACAACAGUCACCACCGCAGAAUGUGAAAACGAGUGAAGAUGAAGAUUCAGAAAGGGAAGACAGGAGGACUACAAGGACUGAAGAAGAGCUGGAUCUGGAGGCAGUGUGUCAGCUUCAGAUUGACCGCCUACAGCAACAGGUGAUGGAGCUGCAGAUGCAGCUACGGGCUCUCUCUAAGGAGACAGAGCAGCAGGCCAAUGAGCUUGCCAUAUGGAGACUGGCCUCCCAACCAGCCCCAACAUUUAAUCUUCCUAACACAGACAACCAGUCUGAGACCCAGAACCAGAUCUCUGCUGUUAGACAGUCUCUGUCAAACCAGCAGCAGACUGAUGAGAUGACCCGCAUCCUGCCAGGAACACAGAAACCGGCUCUGACUCUUACUGUCCAGGCCCAGAUUCAGACGCCUGACCUCGGUGUUGAGGAGAGCACUGGUAAUGUGACCAUCGUCAGAGAAGAUGAGUUACUCCUCUCCUCCUCCUCCAACAAACUGCAGGGCCGCAUGUUGUUCUCCAGACUGCAGCACAGAAAUCUUCCUGAACCUAAAAGUCUUAAUCCGUCUAAAAAGACUGCAGCGCUUCAAGAAGACCAUUGGGACACUUCUGAGAUUGACAUGGUGAUUUUUGACUCUGAAAAAGAAAACCAGGAGAUCAACCUCUUACGUGAGUCAAAUACCUGUCAAACACAACACAAAGAGAAGAGAGACACUGAAGUUAUCCAGAUGUCAUCUGAGAAGACAGGUCAACAACAGAUCACCAAAGAUUCCCAAAAAGUCUCAGGACAUAAGAACACCAAAAGAGGCGAGUGUCACAUGAUGAAUCCUGAGUCCAAACCAGAUGAUUCCAGGGCAACCAGUGAAAUAAACACAACCAGUGAUUCCUCAGAUAAUGAUGUCAGGACAGAAAUGAAAUGUGUCAGCUGUCAAACAGAGGAGAGUUUGUUUUCUCACAGUGCUCCGACAGCAUCUGAACUCCACUGUGCGUACACACAGACUGAGGAGCAGGAGGAGGAAGAAGAGGAAGAAGAGUUAGUGGAAUCCCCUCCUGUCUCUCCUGUCCAAUUAUCUGAUGGGGUACAGUUGGGAGACAAGAUGUUGUUUUCAGGUUCCUUCCCAAUCCCGGCUGACCCAGCCCGUCUAGCUGAAAGAAUCCGCCGUAACAGGACGCAGCUGUCAGCCGCGUUUGAUGACACAGAGUAUGAACCCUAUGGACUGCCAGAAGUCGUUAUGAAAGGUUUUGCAGACAUCCCCAGUGGUCCCUCGUGUCCCUACAUUGUAAGAAGAGGUUUGUUAGGGACAACUGUCGUACCUGUCACUCAGAAAGACUCAGGACAGGAGGAGGAGACGGAUUAAAACAAUUACAGAUGUGGUGGAAAGCUCAUCGUUGUGGUCUGACAGUGAACAUCAGUGAUGGACGACAGCUGCUACACAGGGACACUCCGAUCACCAGCAACCUGAAGCACUUCCAACCAACACAGGACCAGUUUUAAAAGUGCUGCAAUCACUCAUGGACUUCUGUAUGUGUGUGCAGGUAACUGGGCCUGCACUGGCAGAAGGAACACCUCCACUGUGGAUCCGAAAUGUCUUAAUGGUCACUAGUCUACCCCCUAAAUGCUGCGUGGAGACUUUGCUGUCACUGUACACCCACCUGUAUGUUUAGUUACAGAAGUAGUGAUUUAGUGAUGUUUGUUGAUGUUUAUUGAAGUUAACAACCACUUUUCCAAAGGGACUGUUUAGUUUUUAGUCACUCUAAAUUAACUUAUGGGUCUAUCCUACUUUAAAUGAAACAGUGCCUAGUUGAUGCUUUUGUAAACAAGUGCUUGUCAAGAUAAGUUUGACUUGUUUUCCAAAAGGGUGAAGCCAAGAGAGGCCUGUUGUGAAAAUGUGACCUACAUGUUUUCUUCUUUUUGAUUCUUGACGUGGCUUAUUUAUAGACACUUGAAUGUGUUUCAGUAGAGGGCAGGUGUUUACAAAGACUGUGUGAAAGUUAGUGAGCGUGUGAGAUAUUGGCUGUGAAUAUGAACAUGCGUGUCCUCAUCUUGAUGUGAUUUGUGUGUGUGUGUGUGUUUGUGGGAGAGAGAGAGGGGCGAGUUUGUCUGUGACUCAGUCUAACCUGCGUUGGUUUCCGCUCCAUGUAUGGUGAUACACACUGCGCUCCCUCUCUCCUCCUUCUGCUGCUUUGCUUCUCUGUCUUACACUAACGAGCACUCCGUGGUCAUCUCUGCAAUGAAUUUACCAAAAGCAAACAUUUAAAGUUUUAUUUUAUUAGUGGAGCAUACAGAUAAAUUCAAUUGGAUAUUAGAUGAGAUAUAAUUUAAUUUAUCUGUUUUUGCUAGAUUUUGGUUCUUGCAUUUGUUACUGUGCUGUAGCCGACAUAUAUGUACACUGUAGAUUUUGUAGAUACAUUUGGAGUGGAUGUAGUUUGUAUUAUGCCCUGAACCACAGGAUCUCACCACUUUGCUUGCUUAUAAGGUUUGACCAAAUAAUUAAUGGCUAGGUUCCAAAUUAUUAAAAUCUGUCUUAAAACAGCACUCACAUGUACAUUGAAAGAGUUACUGGUUGUUGUAAAUUGAUUCUUUUCUAAAACAAUUUCAAUGUAAGUGAGGGGGACAAAAUCCACAGUCCUCGUUCUGUGUGAAAAUAUAGUCUGCUCUAAGUUUAGUAGAAGCUAAUAUGAAACUAUUUGGUGUAGAAGCUUGGUGACGUAGUGACUAUACUCGCAGGGCUAGUUAAAUGAGGUUGGUGCAGUCAGUCACAAUAGCUCCUGGACAUUUUCUAAUGGGACAAGAAGUUCACACAGUUUAUUCCAAAGACAUAUUUGUACCAUCGACUCUUGUCUCAUAACCAUUGUGAACAAUUGCUCCUUUAUGGAGCAGUUCAUACUCCGGCAGAGGAGGUAAAACUUUUCUUUUUAUACUAAAAAGGCUGUAACUUUGGAAGAUACCUACCCAUUAAGUCUUUCAGUGUUACACAUUGGCAUGUGAGUAUUGUUUUAGGAACAAACCUAUGCUUUAAAUCCUUGCUGAGCUCUCUUUCAGUGACUUUGAGAUAUUUCAGUUGAAGUUUUUAAUUGUGUUAAAAGUGUGGAGUGAUUAUUAUUUUUUUUUUAUGUUUACAUUUUAUUUAGAGAUAGAGUUGUUCUCUCCCGGUCUUGGUUUGUUGACUCAGUCAGAACAGUGAGGACUGUUCCUGUCCUGACUCGAUGCCAUCGCCAUUCAUUUGCCAUGUUGACACCCUCACAUACACACACUUGAAGACACGCACACACACUUCCCCUCCCUUUCAGCUGCCUUCAUAUCUCUGGGAUCUGUAGUCUUCUGGCAGUGAGGUGGGAAUGUACGACUGUGAGCGCGAGAAGCUCACUUUGUAUUCGUUGCCUUGUUUUGGACACUUUGAUGUGAAUGUAUCUGUGUUGUGUUUGCGGCUAGAAUAAAAGGCUUGCUCUUAAUUUAA
Messenger RNA from Dicentrarchus labrax (European seabass), 7595 nucleotides. RefSeq names its product centromere protein F. Gene Ontology annotation, biological process: mitotic cell cycle; regulation of G2/M transition of mitotic cell cycle; metaphase chromosome alignment. Gene Ontology annotation, cellular component: chromosome, centromeric region; nucleus; spindle pole. The transcript has 19 exons. The coding region runs from base 384 to 5495 and encodes 1703 amino acids. The record is from RefSeq and is a predicted model, not a curated record. NCBI's taxonomy places the organism in Eukaryota, Metazoa, Chordata, Actinopteri, Moronidae. Gene Ontology annotation, molecular function: microtubule binding; dynein complex binding.